GCAAAACAAGCCUAGUUCAAGGCGUAUUUGACUUAGUGAGAGAUUCUGCCUAGGAUGGAAAGGUUUGGAACAGUUGGCUGGAAGAAGCAGUUUAGAUAGCCUCAGAUGCAUUGUCAUCGCAAUUGUUUGGAAGAGGAAGACAACAGUCGCUGCAGUCCGGGGGAUUCAACGAGCCUGGUUAAAACAUCUUCAUGUAUCCUGGUUGACUUAAGUGAGUAAAUUAUGAAGAUACACUCUGAAGCCACAGAGUAAAAAUAAGUGAAGAGACUAUGUAAUGUUCUCCAAAGGUUGUCUGUAACAUUCGCGUGGAGCUGGUGUAUGCAGUGGUCUUGUCAUAGGAACAGCCAUACAAGAAACUAAGAGGAGCUGGAAUAUGAAAUCAACAGAUAUCUGUGUUUAAACAGAUGUUAAAUUUCAGUUUAUGCUAUUCAAUUUAUUAUUACUAAUUAUCUAUAAAACAAUUAAGUUGACUAAUAUAUACUAUGCAGUGUCAGGCAUAGAAAGAUGUAUGCCCCCCCCAAAAUCAGAGUCUCUGUGAAUUUUGACCAUUGUGAAUUGCAAUUUAAAAUUUCCAGUCCUAUUGAGUGCUUUUUUGCCAUUUCCACUCUUUACUUUCUAGGACAGAUGAAGUCAGGCUUAUAAUUACUAAUUAGUCGGGAGUUUUAGAAACCUCAACCCAGGAACAUGUCCUCAACAGGAAAAGUUACUUCUAUAUGUUUCUUUAUUCAUAGGUAGAUCUUCACAUAGUGGCAAUAGCAUAGAUACUUUAAUCAUUUCCAGUUUUAUUGUAUUUUGUUGAUACACAUUGUUGAAGAUAACUGGAUGUCAGGGCUUCAAGUAAACACUCCUUAUAAUACAUUCUUUAAAAAUUAAUUGCUCAGGUAAUGUGUAACAUGUAACACUUGUUUCCUGGCAGUGAACAUAUCUUAUAUGAGGUCUUCCUUUGACAUCCUGAAAGCAGAGGACAUGGAGAAAAUUAACCAGACGUUUGUGCUAGGAUUUAUUCUUCUGGGUCUUUCUGAAUACCCAAAGAUUGAGAUUGUUUACUUUGUUGUAAUUCUAAGUAUGUACCUAGUCAUUCUGAUUGGCAAUGGUGUUCUGAUCACCGCAAGCAUUUUUGAUUCCCAUCUUCACUCCCCCAUGUACUUCUUCCUGGGAAACCUCUCUUUUCUGGAUAUCUGCUAUACAUCUUCCUCUGUUCCUUCAACUUUGGUGAGCUUAAUCUCAAAGAAAAGGAGCAUUUCCUUCUCUGGAUGUGCAUUGCAGAUGUUCUUAGGAUUUGCAAUGGGGUCAACAGAGUGUUUCCUCCUUGGCAUGAUGGCUUUUGACCGCUAUGUGGCCAUCUGUAACCCUCUGAGAUACCCUGUCAUCAUGAGCAGGGUGGUGUGUGUCCUGAUGGCUUCUGUGUCAUGGCUCUCUGGCGGAAUCAACUCAAUUGUGCAAACAUCUCUUGCCAUGCGAUUGCCUUUCUGUGAGAACAAUGUAAUCAAUCAUUUCACAUGUGAAAUAUUAGCUGUUCUCAAGCUAGCUUGUACUGAUAUAUCUCUCAAUAUUGUCACCAUGAUGGUAUCAAAUAUGGCAUUUCUAGUUCUUCCACUGCUGGUCAUUUUUUUCUCCUACAUGUUCAUCCUCUAUACCAUCUUGAGAAUGAACUCAGCUACAGGGAGACAUAAGGCCUUUUCUACCUGCUCAGCACAUCUGACUGUGGUAAUUCUAUUUUAUGGUACCAUCUUCUUUAUGUAUGCCAAACCCAAGACUCAAGAACUGCAUGGAGAAAACAAGUUGAAAGCUUCUGACAAGCUCAUUUCUCUGUUUUAUGGUGUAGUUACUCCCAUGCUAAAUCCUAUAAUCUACAGCUUGAGGAAUAAGGAUGUAAAAGCUGCUGUAAAAUAUUUGUUAAACAAAAAACCUAUCCAAUAA
Molecule: messenger RNA, 1920 nt
Organism: Odocoileus virginianus texanus
Lineage: Eukaryota; Metazoa; Chordata; Mammalia; Artiodactyla; Cervidae
Product: olfactory receptor 13C3
Biological process (GO): detection of chemical stimulus involved in sensory perception of smell; G protein-coupled receptor signaling pathway
Cellular component (GO): plasma membrane
Molecular function (GO): G protein-coupled receptor activity; olfactory receptor activity
Source: RefSeq, a predicted model, not a curated record